Molecule: messenger RNA, 1662 nt
Organism: Budorcas taxicolor (takin)
Lineage: Eukaryota; Metazoa; Chordata; Mammalia; Artiodactyla; Bovidae
Gene: HAS3
Product: hyaluronan synthase 3
Exons: 3
Coding region: 1-1662 (553 amino acids)
Biological process (GO): hyaluronan biosynthetic process; extracellular matrix assembly
Molecular function (GO): hyaluronan synthase activity
Source: RefSeq, a predicted model, not a curated record
AUGCCGGUGCAGCUGACAACAGCCCUGCGCGUGGUGGGCACCAGUCUGUUUGCCUUGGCAGUGCUGGGUGGGAUCCUGGCAGCUUACGUGACAGGCUACCAGUUCAUCCACACAGAAAAACACUAUCUGUCCUUUGGGCUGUACGGUGCCAUCCUGGGCCUGCACCUGCUCAUCCAGAGCCUGUUUGCCUUCCUGGAGCACCGGCGCAUGCGACGGGCAGGCCGGACCCUGAAGCUGCCCUCCCCACUGCAGCGCUCGGUGGCGCUCUGCAUCGCUGCGUACCAGGAGGACCCCGACUACCUGCGCAAGUGCCUGCGCUCAGCCCAGCGCAUCGCCUUCCCCGACCUCAAAGUGGUCCUGGUGGUGGACGGCAAUCGCCAGGAGGAUGCCUACAUGCUGGACAUCUUCCACGAGGUGCUCGGUGGCACCGAGCAAGCUGGCUUCUUCGUGUGGCGCAGCAACUUCCAUGAGGCGGGUGAGGGUGAGACGGAGGCCAGCCUGCAGGAGGGCAUGGACCGCGUUCGGGACGUGGUGCGGGCCAGCACCUUCUCGUGCAUCAUGCAGAAGUGGGGAGGCAAGCGAGAGGUCAUGUACACGGCCUUCAAGGCCCUUGGUGAUUCAGUGGAUUACAUCCAGGUGUGUGACUCUGACACUGUGCUGGAUCCAGCCUGCACCAUUGAGAUGCUUCGAGUCCUGGAGGAGGACCCUCAAGUAGGAGGAGUCGGGGGAGAUGUCCAAAUCCUCAACAAGUACGAUUCAUGGAUCUCCUUCCUGAGCAGUGUGCGGUACUGGAUGGCCUUCAACGUGGAGCGGGCUUGCCAGUCCUACUUUGGCUGUGUGCAGUGCAUCAGCGGGCCCUUGGGCAUGUACCGUAACAGCCUCCUUCAGCAAUUCCUGGAGGACUGGUACCACCAGAAGUUUCUGGGCAGCAAGUGCAGCUUUGGGGAUGACCGGCACCUCACCAACCGAGUCCUGAGUCUCGGCUACAGGACUAAGUAUACAGCUCGUUCUAAAUGCCUCACGGAGACCCCCACCAAGUACCUCCGGUGGCUCAACCAGCAGACUCGCUGGAGCAAGUCUUACUUUCGGGAGUGGCUCUACAACUCUCUGUGGUUCCACAAGCACCACCUCUGGAUGACCUACGAGUCAGUGGUCACAGGUUUCUUCCCCUUCUUCCUCAUUGCCACGGUCAUACAGCUCUUCUACCGGGGCCGCAUCUGGAACAUUCUCCUCUUUCUGCUGACAGUGCAGCUAGUGGGCAUUAUCAAGGCCACCUACGCCUGCUUCCUGCGGGGCAACGCAGAGAUGAUCUUCAUGUCACUCUACUCCCUUCUCUAUAUGUCCAGCCUCCUGCCGGCCAAGAUCUUUGCCAUUGCUACCAUCAACAAGUCUGGCUGGGGCACCUCUGGCCGAAAAACCAUUGUGGUGAACUUCAUUGGCCUCAUCCCUGUGUCCAUCUGGGUGGCAGUCCUCCUUGGGGGGCUGGCCUACACAGCUUACUGCCAGGAUCUGUUCAGUGAGACAGAGCUGGCCUUCCUGGUCUCUGGGGCCAUCCUGUACGGCUGCUACUGGGUGGCCCUCCUCAUGCUGUACCUGGCCAUCAUCGCCCGGCGAUGUGGGAAGAAGCCAGAACAGUAUAGCUUAGCUUUUGCUGAGGUGUGA